Triticum aestivum (bread wheat) is the source of this 1041-nucleotide messenger RNA. RefSeq lists its product as uncharacterized. The transcript has a single exon. The record is from RefSeq and is a predicted model, not a curated record. Bases 201 to 794 code for a protein of 197 amino acids. Lineage: Eukaryota; Viridiplantae; Streptophyta; Magnoliopsida; Poales; Poaceae.
GCUCACUGCCUCCACUAUACUCCAGGACAGUAGACAUCAGCAUCCACAAGCACAGGUAGUUACAAUUAGUUGCAACCAGAAGAAGCUGAUGAAACCUGCAUUAUAUAUUUAUAUUGUCAUCUUCUACGGCUAGCCCACUACUACUUAUUAGCUGCAAGAUCAGAAGCGACAUAGGGAGCAAGCUGAACGAAGAGGCUGCCAUGAGCUACUGGGGCACCUCGCCAUCGUGGGGGGCGGCCCGCCACGGGCCAUCUCCGAUGGUGCCCCUCAUGGUGGUGCUGGCCCUGGGGUGGGUCAUCUACAACGAGACCCUGCUUGAGUGUUAUGAGCGGGUGACUGAGGUGCGGGACACCGUGGCCGACAAUGCCAUGGUCUUCAUCCUCGCCGCCGGGUUCCUGCUGCUCGCCGUCGUCCUCCUCAGCAACCAGAUGGAGGUGGUCCUGGUGCCGGCGGUGCUGGUGCUGGUCAUGCUCCUGAUCCAGAACAUCGUUCUUGCCGCGCUCCUGCUGCUGCUGGCGGUGUACCUGGCUGGGAUAUACUACUACCCGCCUCACCGGGGCUACGGCUACGGCGGCGGCGGCGGCGGCGGCGGCUUCAGCGGGGCCGGGGGUGACUGGACGGGCUGGGGCUGCGGGCUGGGGUUCUACAUGCUGCUGCUGCUCUGCCUGGUGCUGUGCGCCAUGUUUUCGGAGGAGGGCGGCAGCUGGUGGAUCCCGGGCGUGCUGCUGGCUGCGUGCCUGCUCUGCCUCAACCUCUUCUCAGGUGGCAAAGUCUUGGGCCAGGAGUACUUUUAACCCUUGUGUUCUUCGGGACAGAGCUUAGUUAUUGUUGUCUCGUGGCAUUACCAGAUGGUGAUGUAGCCGCUCAUGGCUCCCUCCUUAGAUUUGUCUGCUACCAUCAUAAGAAUUUUAGCAGACGCGUGGUGACCGGUGACGCUCUGCUGCAAGGAUUUGGAAAGUAAAAUGGACCUUUAACAGCGUCCCAUGCAUCCCAUUUGGUCAUGUUGAGCAUGCCGGGUCGAGCUUCAGAUGAUUAAAACAA